AAUGCUUCAACUAUAAGCGUCCUACCUUCGUGCGGUGCUCGACACUUCCCCCCUCUCCACUCAACCUCAAUCGUCUUGUCCUUUCUUCUCUUUGCAGCAAAACCACCACUUGUAUACUCUUACUGCUGCACACGCCCGCGGGUCCCCUAAAGACUUCGUCUCUUUUACCUACAACGCCUUUGCGUCAUCUCCCUCUCCUCCCUACCAACAAUGGCGGAAGAGAAGGUUGCCGGCGCCCCGGCGCUGACGACCAACAUUGAGACCGGCGGCUUCGACGAGAAGCGAGGACAGGCUCCUCCUCCGGCCAAGGCCCCCGCCCCCGCCGACGAUGACGAGGAAGAGGAUAUUGAUGCCUUGAUCGAGGACCUCGAGUCUGAGGAUGGUCAUCAAGACGAUGAAGAGGAGGAGGUUCAGCCCGGAGGUGGACGUGUUGUCCCCGAGGACAUGCUCCAGACCGACAGCCGCGUUGGUCUGACCGAGUCCGAGGUUGUUGCCCGUCGCCGCAAGUACGGUCUCAACCAGAUGAAGGAGGAGAAGGAGAACCUUAUUCUCAAGUUCCUCGGUUUCUUCAUCGGUCCUAUCCAGUUCGUCAUGGAGGGUGCUGCCGUCCUGGCUGCUGGUCUCGAGGAUUGGGUCGAUUUCGGUGUCAUUUGCGCUCUGCUCCUGCUCAACGCCUGUGUCGGUUUCAUCCAGGAGUAUCAGGCUGGUUCCAUCGUCGAGGAGCUCAAGAAGACUCUUGCUCUCAAGGCUGUUGUUCUCCGUGACGGUACCCUGAAGGAGAUUGAGGCCCCCGAGGUCGUUCCCGGUGAUAUUCUCCAGGUCGACGAGGGUACCAUUAUCCCCGCUGAUGGUCGCAUCGUCACUGAGGAUGCUUUCCUCCAGGUUGAUCAGUCCGCCAUCACCGGUGAGUCCCUCGCUGUCGACAAGCACAAGGGUGACUCUUGCUACGCUUCCUCCGCCGUCAAGCGUGGUGAGGCCUUCGUCGUCGUUACCUCUACUGGUGACAACACCUUCGUCGGUCGCGCUGCUGCCCUCGUCUCCCAGUCCGCUGGUGGUACUGGUCACUUCACCGAGGUUCUCAACGGCAUUGGUACGAUUCUGCUCGUCCUUGUCAUUGCCACUCUCCUGAUUGUCUGGGUCUCUUCUUUCUACCGCUCCAACGGCAUUGUCGACAUUCUGCGAUUCACCCUCGCUAUCACCAUUGUCGGUGUCCCCGUCGGUCUUCCCGCUGUCGUCACCACCACCAUGGCUGUCGGUGCUGCCUAUCUCGCCAAGAAGCAGGCUAUCGUCCAGAAGCUCUCCGCCAUUGAGUCCCUCGCUGGUGUUGAGAUUCUCUGCUCUGACAAGACCGGUACCCUGACCAAGAACAAGCUGUCUCUCGCUGAGCCCUACACUGUCGCCGGUGUUGAGCCCGAUGACCUGAUGCUCACUGCCUGCCUGGCUGCUUCUCGCAACAAGAAGGGUAUCGACGCUAUCGACAAGGCUUUCCUCAAGUCCCUCAAGUUCUACCCCCGUGCCAAGAGCGUUCUGUCCAAGUACAAGGUCAUCGACUUCCAGCCUUUCGAUCCCGUCUCCAAGAAGGUCCAGGCCCUCGUUGAGUCUCCCCAGGGUGAGCGCAUCACCUGUGUCAAGGGUGCCCCUCUUUUCGUUCUCAAGACUGUCGAGGAAGACCACCCCAUCCCUGAGGAUGUCGACCGUGACUACAAGAACUGCGUCGCUGAGUUUGCUACCCGUGGUUUCCGAUCCCUUGGUGUUGCCCGCAAGCGUGGUGAGGGUGCCUGGGAGAUUCUCGGUAUCAUGCCCUGCUCUGAUCCCCCCCGCCACGACACUGCCCGCACUAUCAACGAGGCCAAGACUCUCGGUUUGUCCAUCAAGAUGCUUACUGGUGAUGCCGUCGGCAUUGCCCGUGAGACCUCUCGCCAGCUCGGUCUCGGUACCAACGUCUACAACGCUGAGCGCCUCGGUCUUGGUGGCGGUGGUGACAUGCCCGGUUCUGAGGUUUACGAUUUCGUUGAGGCUGCCGAUGGUUUCGCCGAGGUUUUCCCCCAGCACAAGUACAACGUCGUCGAGAUUCUCCAGCAGCGUGGUUACCUUGUUGCCAUGACCGGUGACGGUGUCAACGAUGCUCCCUCUCUGAAGAAGUCCGAUACUGGUAUUGCUGUCGAGGGUGCUUCCGAUGCCGCCCGCUCUGCCGCCGAUAUCGUCUUCCUUGCUCCCGGUCUCGGUGCCAUCAUCGAUGCCCUCAAGACUUCUCGCCAGAUUUUCCACCGCAUGUACGCCUACGUCGUCUACCGUAUCGCUCUGUCCCUCCACAUGGAGAUCUUCCUUGGUCUCUGGAUCGCUAUCCUCAACCGAAGCUUGAACAUUGAGCUGGUCGUCUUCAUUGCUAUUUUCGCCGAUGUCGCCACCUUGGCCAUUGCCUACGAUAACGCUCCUUACUCUCAGACCCCCGUCAAGUGGAACCUGCCCAAGCUCUGGGGAAUGUCCGUCUGCCUCGGUGUUGUCCUGGCUAUCGGUACCUGGAUUGCUCUCACCACCAUGUACGUCGGUUCUGAGGACGGCGGUAUCGUCCAGAACUUCGGUAACAUCGAUGAGGUUCUCUUCCUCGAGAUCUCCCUCACUGAGAACUGGCUCAUCUUCAUCACUCGUGCCAACGGUCCUUUCUGGUCUUCCAUCCCCUCGUGGCAGCUCACUGGUGCCAUUCUCUUGGUCGAUAUCCUCGCUACCCUGUUCUGUAUCUUCGGAUGGUUCAUGCACGGCCAGCGCACCAGCAUUGUCGCCGUUGUCCGUAUCUGGAUCUUCUCCUUCGGUAUCUUCUCUAUCAUGGGUGGUCUCUACUACUUCAUGCAGGGCAGCACCGGCUUCGACAACCUGAUGCACGGCAAGUCCGCCAAGAAGGACCAGAAGCAGCGAUCCCUCGAGGACUUCGUUGUCUCUCUCCAGCGCGUCUCUACCCAGCACGAGAAGUCUCAGUAAAUAAAGAUGGCAUAUAUCCGGAAAACCAUCGGCCGGACUUUUCACCUUCGCUUGUUCUAAAUUUGCACUGUACUGCUCAUACCCGCGUACCGACACUUCUGGAGUGGAUGAGGAGGAAGCUUUUCAUACCCCUAGAUAUCGUCUUCUAGACUAAUGAAUAAAGUAAAAUAAAAUA
Messenger RNA from Ilyonectria robusta, 3151 nucleotides. RefSeq lists its product as uncharacterized. The coding region runs from base 211 to 2976 and encodes 921 amino acids. Gene Ontology annotation, molecular function: ATP binding; ATP hydrolysis activity; P-type proton-exporting transporter activity. The record is from RefSeq and is a predicted model, not a curated record. Gene Ontology annotation, cellular component: plasma membrane. Gene Ontology annotation, biological process: regulation of intracellular pH; proton export across plasma membrane. The transcript has 3 exons. NCBI's taxonomy places the organism in Eukaryota, Fungi, Ascomycota, Sordariomycetes, Hypocreales, Nectriaceae.